This is a messenger RNA of Pseudogymnoascus destructans, 833 nucleotides long. RefSeq lists its product as uncharacterized. Gene Ontology annotation, cellular component: mitochondrial intermembrane space; mitochondrion; respiratory chain complex IV. The transcript has 2 exons. The record is from RefSeq and is a predicted model, not a curated record. NCBI's taxonomy places the organism in Eukaryota, Fungi, Ascomycota, Leotiomycetes, Thelebolales, Thelebolaceae. The coding region runs from base 351 to 728 and encodes 125 amino acids. Gene Ontology annotation, biological process: mitochondrial respiratory chain complex IV assembly.
UUUCAUGAGGUGGCAUAGGCUUCUUUCUCUAAAGUUUAGGGUAGGGGACGUGGAUGACAAGGGUAGGUCGACUAGCGGCGGAAGCACGUGAGUGGUGUCGAUGAUGAUGUUGGAGAGACUAAAUUGUUGAUUGGGAAGUUGGAUUUGGAAGACGAUUGCUCUGGAACGGAUCACUCUACAGACAAGUCAUUGAGCAGCGAAAGUCAUACACAUAAUCAUUCGACCGGAUCACCCCGCUAUACCGUCAAGUUGCACCAAAAUCACCUGCAGACAGGGAACCGAAAAGUCCGGCCUCAGCGACACAGCUAGCUACCCUAACGACCAGCUCCUCCUCUCCAAACACAUACACCAUGGGUUUAUUCUCCAGCUCCGCAGACAAGCUGCCCGCCCCCAAAAUCUCGACCGACGGCACACCAAUCGCGCCCGACCGGUCCGCGCGCGCGAAGUGCUGGGAGGCGAGGGACGCAUACUUCCAGUGCCUGGAUAAAAACACCAUUAUCGACAGCUUGACGAAUAAGGAUGCCGCGGAGAAGGCGUGUGGUGCGGAGAAUAAGGGGUUUGAGAAGAAUUGCGCGAGUAGCUGGGUUACAUAUUUCAAGAAGCGAAGAGUGAUGGAAUACCAGCGUGACCAGCAAAUGAAGAAGCUCCGGGCAGAAGGCGCGCAGGAAAUCCCAGCAGGAGCCGUCCCACCAGGAAUCGGCUCGAUACCAACUGCGGGACCCAGGUGAAUAACCCUACAGCGAAAGGAGAAGUCGUGAGAAUUUAAGAUAAAAUGUAUGAUAUGUAAAAAUACGGUCAACAGCAAGGCAGAAGGGGGCACAUUGCACGAAUAU